UUCAUGUUAAACUAUCCGCACACAUUAUUAUUUACCGUCGUUGCUAUAUUAAGAAAAUGAUAAACAUGAUCAAUAAUUUAAGCCAGUUAAAACUUAUAUUACUUCCUAGACCACCAUUUUGUUAUAAAUUACUACGGAAUAUUUGAUAUCGAUUUAGAAGAUCUUGUUUGGUUCAUAUAGUGGGUAACGUUGCAGCGUAUUUUUGACUUUCCAAAUGUUUUGGCUUGAGCGCUUUGGACACACGAAAUAAAUAAAUGGGACCAAGAGUCACAAUGAGUUUCUUCAAAGUAAAAGAGCCUAUGUUUCUUAGUUGAACAGUACAGUACUGCCUAGAAAAUAUCCUACAGAAAAAAGAUGUGCAAAAUACAUGUAAACAUCGAAGGACAUCCUCACUGAUAUAUGAAACAAUAAAGUCAACAAUGACGGACAAAAAAUUGUGUUCUGGAUGUUUACGAGAUGACGAGAAAAUCGAGGCUGAAGCAUGGUGUAAUGAAUGCUUAGAAGAAGUUUGUAAGACAUGCGCAAAAGUACACAGAAAAUUAAAUCCGCCACAUAAAGUUAUACCACUUCACCAGGUCAGUAAUCUUAGUUCUUCUAUUCUGAAAAUCAGUAAAGACUGUGAUGUCCAUACCGAUCAAAGGACUGUUCUGUUCUGUACCCAACAUGACAAGGUCAUCUGUGAUCUUUGUUUGUCCGACACCCAUAAAAACUGUGAAUCCAUCAUUUCUAUAGAUCGAGCAGCAAAAGGCGUUAAAAGUGGGACCGCCCUUGCAGAUCUUAAGAGUAGAAUUGAACACUUAAACGAAAUGUUGCCUAAAUUGUUGAAGUGUCAAACUAAAGAUGAAAAAGAGUUUGAUAGGCAAAGAGAUAAAUUUCUCCAACAGAUUUCUUCCACCAGACAGCAGAUUAACAAUCAUCUAGAUCAAAUUGAAAAGGAAACCAUUGAAGAAUUGAAUAAACAGUACAAAACAACCAAACACACAAUGGAUGAGGCGAAACAUAAAACACAGAAAGGACUCGAGGCAGUAGCGACAUGGAUAAACGAAUUGUCAUCGAUAGAAACCAUCAGUAAUGAAGUACUUUUAUUUCAGACAAUCAAAGUAAUGGAUAAUAAAACACACAUAGAAGAAACCAAUAUUUGCGAGCUCAAUAAGCAACACAAAAUAGAAUUUGAUCCAUUUGAUACAAACGAUCUUCCAAUGUUACUUAGGUCGAUGGGAGAUAUUUCACUUACAGAAAAUCAAAUGCAUAUACCCGCAUUACAGUACAAUUUACAACAAAUACAAGAACCAGUUAAGUCAAUGGAAGAAGAGGAAGGCAAAAUACAACGAAGUAAUUCGUUUCUAACAUCAGUAUUAGGAUCAUAUGUUAAAAUAGAAAACGGUUGUUUUGUGUCCGGAAAGAGACUUCUAUUGUCACGUUACAACACAUCACACAUCUAUGCAUGUGGAUAUGAUGGGAAUGAUGUCCAAAGGAUACAUUUAAUACAUAAUCCAUGGCGCGUUGCAAUGAUCGACGAUAAACGGGCAAUAGUUACUUUACAAUCGAAAGGAUUCCAGAUCUUAGAUCUAACAACACUCACCUUAGGGAGAUGUAUCAAACCUGGAAAAGGAUGCUAUGCUGUGACAUGUAGUAAUGGUCAGAUAUGGACGUCUGAUGAUGGCACAACUAUCAAUCAGAUUGAUACCAGUGGUAAUAUACUACGUAGUAUAACAACAAAGAAUGAAAUACGGGACUUUUGUAUAGACAACGAUAGCAACAUUUACUAUACUCCAGCCGUUUACGACGGCAAUAACGUAUACCGUAUAACACCUGACGGACAGGAGAGUAUAUUCUGUAGUCAUUCUGAUCUAAUCUAUUCUUUGGGUAUCGACGUAGAUCACAAAGGAAAUGUUUAUGUAGGUGGAGCGUCGUCUGACAACAUACACAGAAUAUCAUCUGAUGGAAAGGAUCAUCAAAUCAUUCUUGCAAAGAACGAUGGAAUAAAAGUUCCAUGGGGUUUAUGUUACAAUAGGGACACCAAACAACUUCUGGUUGCCAACGACAAUAAAACAAGUGUCGCCAUAUAUAAUUUACCAUAGGUUGAGUUUCAAUGCAGUGGAUUUUAUUACAUAUAAUUUUUGAUCAUUGGUAAUUAAUUUUAAUAAUUAUUGGAAAUGUUUUUAAUACAUUUUAAAAUAACAGCAUUACAAAAAAAAUAUGUAAUGAUUUUAGUGUGUUUUCUUUAUCAUUAUACAUGUUAUAAGACAGUUUAAUAUUUACACUAUUAGUUGGUCACUUGAUAUUCACCACAAUGUGAACAUUUGGUAGGGGUUUUUGGUUUCCGAAGGAACUUACAUAUUGUGAAGUGAAAUAACUACAUUUUUUUUUAUAUUUAGGUGUAUUAUUCAUGUUAUUAGUUGUAUCUUGUUAUAUUUUUUGUUUGCAAAUUAAUCAUUUUUAAAUUAAUAUGAUUCUUUUAAUAUAGAAAUAAGAUAAUUACAGGUUUCAUAACCAGUUAGAAUUGAAUAUCGUUUGAUUGACUUUUGCAUGGACGGCAAUAGGAACCUUUAUUUUUCACUGCAACAAUAACGUUCACCGUAUAACACCUGACGGACAAGAGAGUAUAAUCUGUAGUCAUUCUGAUCUCAAUCGCCCUACGGGUAUCGAUGUAGAUGACAAGGACGAUGUUUAUGUAGGUUGAAUAAGGUCUUACAAUAAACACAGAAUAUCAUCUGAAGGAAAGGAUCAUCAAAUCAUCUGACAGAGGACGAUGGAAUAACAAAUCCAUGCUGUUUAUGUUACAACAGGGACACAAAACAACUUCUGAUGACGACAUUUAUAGCUUACCUUAGAUUUUGUUUUAAUGCAGCGGAAUUCAUUGACAUUUAUGAUAUAUAUGAAAUAAUUUAUUUAAAUUUUUGUUGAACGUGUAUUUUAUGGAUUUGUAUAUAACAGCUUUACGUUACAAAAUAUGUAAUGAUUUGAGUGUGGUUCCUUCAUCAUUAUAAGACAGUUGGAUAUCUAUAGUUUUAGUUGGUCAGUUGAUACUUACCAGAAUGUGGACAUUUGGAUAGGGAGUGUUUGUCUCCGAUGGUACUUACAUACUGUGCAGUGUAAAAACAAUUUUUAAAUUCAUUUGUAUUAGAAUCUUCAUCUUGUUAUUAUUUGGUUUGCAAAUUAAUUAUUUUUAGAUUAA
This is a messenger RNA of Mytilus californianus (California mussel), 3178 nucleotides long. RefSeq lists its product as uncharacterized. The record is from RefSeq and is a predicted model, not a curated record. NCBI's taxonomy places the organism in Eukaryota, Metazoa, Mollusca, Bivalvia, Mytilida, Mytilidae. The coding region runs from base 420 to 2081 and encodes 553 amino acids. The transcript is spliced from 5 exons. Gene Ontology annotation, molecular function: zinc ion binding.